UUCAAUGAUUUUUCUACUGAUGGAAGAUAUAGCAUGAAAUCUCUUUCUCUGUAAUUUUCAGCAUUGAUUCUCUAUGUUCAAAUAAACUGCUUGAUGACAGGGCUCCAGUGACACAGAAGACAAGCUCAGGAAAACAUGAACCUUCACGCUCAUUACUAUCUUACGGUGUUUAUUACUGCAUGUUCCAUCAACUCCGGAGCCUAUUUCAGUGGGCUGAAGAAGAAUACUCGAGAGCAUUGCUUGACAUCUCUGGACAAUGAAGAUAAUUUCCUUUCCCGCUUCCAUCCUUUGGCAGAGAUUGAAGAUGUUCUUCUACGAAACCUUUUCAUUGGUUAUCAGAAAUGGGUGAGGCCAGUGCAAAAUCCAAACGAUACCAUCAGAGUGAAUUUUGGAUUAAAAAUAUCUCAGCUCGUAGAUGUGGAUGAAAAAAAGCAACUGAUGACUACAAAUGUGUGGCUGAGACAGGAAUGGAAAGACUUGAAGUUGCAGUGGAAUCCCAAAGAUUAUGGUGGAAUCACUUACAUUAGAGUGCCUUCAGAGACUCUGUGGCUCCCUGACAUUGUUCUCUUUGAAAAUGCAGAUGGACGUUUCGAAGGUUCACUCAUGACAAAAGCCAUAAUACGAUAUGAUGGAACAGUCAUCUGGACACCACCAGCAAGUUAUAAAAGUUCUUGCACAAUGGAUGUCACAUUUUUUCCAUUUGACCGACAAAACUGUUCUAUGAAAUUUGGUUCAUGGACAUAUGAUGGGAAUAUGGUGGACCUUAUUCUGAUUGAUACAAAUGUAGACAGGAAGGACUUCUUCGAUAAUGGAGAGUGGGACAUUUUAAAUGCCACAGGUUUAAAGGGAAUGAGGACAGAUGGGAUCUAUUCAUAUCCAUUCAUCACCUAUUCUUUUGUUUUGAGGCGUCUUCCUUUAUUUUAUACUCUUUUCCUAAUAGUUCCUUGCCUUGGUCUCUCAUUCCUGACCGUCCUUGUGUUUUACUUGCCAUCUGAUGAAGGAGAAAAACUGUCAUUGUCCACCUCAGUACUAGUUUCUCUUACGGUUUUCCUACUUGUCAUUGAAGAGAUAAUUCCUUCCUCAUCUAAGGUAAUCCCGCUGAUUGGAGAGUACCUACUUUUUAUCAUGAUAUUUGUCACCUUAUCUAUAAUUGUGACAGUCUUUGUCAUUAAUGUUCACCAUCGUUCCUCAGCAACAUACCAUCCUAUGGCUCCUUGGGUGAAAGGUCUCUUUUUGCAAAAACUUCCCAAACUGUUGUGCAUGAAAGGUCACAUUGACCGAUUCUCCUUCCUGGACUCAGAAAGCAAUGUUCCACCAGGAAAAUCAAAGCCUUCUGGCAAAAGAAAACAUAUCCAGGCAAAUGAUGGAGAAAAGGUUUUGAUUGCCUUCCUGGAAAGGGCUGCUGACUCUAUUAAGUAUAUUUCAACGCAUGUAAAAAAGGAGCAUUUUAUCAGACAAGUUGUGCAGGAUUGGAAAUUUGUAGCCCAAGUCCUCGAUCGCAUAUUUCUCUGGCUGUUCCUCACCGUGUCCAUCACAGGAUCCGUGCUGAUCUUUACUCCCGCAUUAAGGAUGUGGCUAAACAGCAGCAAUGUCUGAAUCCAUAUCAUCACACUGGGUGCACAGGAGAAAAUUGAUUGGACAUUUUAAAUUCCUCUGGACGUGAGGUUUAAAUGGUUCACACCCACAACGUUUAAUUUAUAAUAAUUAAAUUCACAUAUUUUACAGAUUCAUGAUUAUAAAAAUUUACAUUGCUAAAAAUAGAAAUUAGG
This is a messenger RNA of Pelobates fuscus (common spadefoot toad), 1769 nucleotides long. RefSeq names its product cholinergic receptor nicotinic beta 3 subunit (gene CHRNB3). NCBI's taxonomy places the organism in Eukaryota, Metazoa, Chordata, Amphibia, Anura, Pelobatidae. The record is from RefSeq and is a predicted model, not a curated record. The coding region runs from base 136 to 1596 and encodes 486 amino acids. Gene Ontology annotation, cellular component: postsynaptic membrane; plasma membrane; neuron projection. Gene Ontology annotation, molecular function: acetylcholine-gated monoatomic cation-selective channel activity; acetylcholine receptor activity. Gene Ontology annotation, biological process: monoatomic ion transmembrane transport; synaptic transmission, cholinergic; signal transduction. The transcript is spliced from 7 exons.